Ostrinia furnacalis (Asian corn borer) is the source of this 2006-nucleotide messenger RNA. Its product is annotated as SET and MYND domain-containing protein 4-like. Lineage: Eukaryota; Metazoa; Arthropoda; Insecta; Lepidoptera; Crambidae. The record is from RefSeq and is a predicted model, not a curated record. The transcript is spliced from 4 exons. Gene Ontology annotation, molecular function: protein binding. The coding region runs from base 114 to 1853 and encodes 579 amino acids.
CAUUCAUUCAUUCAUUCCUUCACUUUUGUGCAAAUUCAAAAGCAGAAGCUGCAGAAGAAAAUUUUGUUUGUUUGGAAAAUUUAAAGGUGUCGAUAGUAUUCGUAUUAAUAGUUAUGUGGCGUUCACCAGCUUUUUUUCAAGAGAUUCUCAACCAACAAGGGUUAGUUGGCAAAUUAUAUGAUGCCAUUGAAAUGGACGAUUUGUCAGACGCAGUUAUUAUUGCAAUGGACAUUCUAAAGAAAACAAAUAAUAUGCCACCUUUGGUAAAAGAGGCAAAAUGUAAACUUAAGUCCAAUUCCCAUCGCCAGCAAGGGAAUAAAGCAUUUAAAAGUAACAAGUUUCAGAAUGCUUUGGAGUGGUACAAUAAGGCCUUGAUGUAUGCUCCUAAAGGUUCCGAAGAGUUGGUGCUGGGUUAUAGCAACAGAUCGGCUCUGUUGAGCAAGUGUAAGAUGUUUCAGGCCUGCCUCAAAGAUGUGAGCACCUGUUUUGAAUUGGGAUAUCCGCCCCAGAUCAGCGAUAAGUUGGCGAAUAGGCGAAGUGAAGCUACAAAAAACGUGUGGAUUGAAAGAAUGGCUAUGGAGAUGAGAUUCUGUGAAUUUUCCGAGGACUAUCUGGAGUUUAGGGAAAGAAGAAAUCCCCAAAUAACAUGUGCUAGCACUGAUGUGGGUAUCAUUAAAGAGUCUCAUGUGCCCAAAGUUGUUGCUGUCAGAGAUGUGAAAGUUGGUAAACUUAUUGCAAUUGAGAAAGCAUUCACUAGUCAGCUGGACCGUAAAUUGUUAUAUUCAGCAUGCUAUUAUUGCCACAAAAUGAGUUUAAACCUCAUUCCCUGUGAAGGUUGCACCAAAGCCUUGUUUUGUAGCGCAGACUGUAGGCGUACCUGCAUGGAGGAGUAUCACUCCUUUGAAUGCCCUAUAAUUGAAAUUUUUGAUGAAAUAUCAUCAAUUCCGGUGAGUAAAUUAGCCGUUAUUACUGCUAUAAAACUGAGGAAGAAAUUCAAAUCUUGGGAAGAGUUUAAUGAGGCCACAAAGACUGUUGGCUUGAAGCGCAUGAAAAAGAGCGAAAUAAAUGAAAUUUUCAACAGUGAGAACAAGUUUUCGCUAUUGAACUUCAAGGAUGAUGCUAUCUUUACGUAUGGGAUGAUCUAUAAUGCAACGUUUGGUUGCGCCAUAGUGGUGCAUUACCUCAAUAUGGCAAAGUCUUUUUUCCCAACGCGUGCAACUGAGAAGGCUGCAGCGGUCUGUGGUUUUAGCAGACUGCUGAUGUAUUAUACUGUGCACCUAAUACAAACUCAAAUAUCGUCUACGGUAUCUGUGAUGGCGCAUGGGAAGACAGAGUUUUGUGAAGUGGCUAACUUUGGGGUGUUUCCAUUCACCGGGAAGCUGAAAGGAGCCUGCAACCCAAACGUGCUAGUUGUUGGCUUGAACAAAGAAGUAGCGCUGAUCACAGUACAACCUUUAAAACAGGGGACAGAAUUGACCAUUGCAUAUUUAGGUCACUGGUUGGACAACAACAUACAAAACGGCUCACGACUGCGCAAUAUGUUUACUUUAUACAACACAGUGUGCGCUUGUGCUGUGUGCAACGGUGACUGGAAGUUACUACGCAACAGGGCAAGGCCCACGGAGACCCACCUGCGAGCUUUCAGAAAACUCAACGUGAGCGAGGCCAUAGAAAACUACUGCUCAUCUGACAUAGAACACAUAUACCCAAAAUGCUGCCGAGCACUAGCCUUCCUGCACGACUUGCCGUUCUCAAACCAAUACAUCGAUGUAUACAAGCUGUUCAGGAAAUGCCUGUUAGAUAUUCAAGAUCAGUACUCGUCUAAUAUCAUGUUGGAUGGCACCAAUGAUUAGUGAAAAGUUUCAUUGAAAUUUAAUUUAAUGUAAUUUUUCUAAUAUUAUGCCAUUUUUUUUUAUUAAUCCUAAUGGAACUAUUGUUUUUGUUACAUACAUUAUAACAACCACAGAGUAAACUCGUCAUAAAGUGGUAAUUUGAUGUGCUAUUGA